This is a messenger RNA of Daldinia vernicosa, 1812 nucleotides long. Its product is annotated as ferric reductase like transmembrane component-domain-containing protein. Gene Ontology annotation, molecular function: ferric-chelate reductase activity. Gene Ontology annotation, biological process: intracellular iron ion homeostasis; copper ion import; iron ion transport. The coding region runs from base 1 to 1812 and encodes 603 amino acids. The record is from RefSeq and is a predicted model, not a curated record. Gene Ontology annotation, cellular component: plasma membrane. Lineage: Eukaryota; Fungi; Ascomycota; Sordariomycetes; Xylariales; Hypoxylaceae. The transcript has 5 exons.
AUGGACCACGGACAUAUGUCAGGGACGCCAUGGCUGGACCAGCCGGUAAUGCUUCACUCGUCUCGGGAGGACGCGUGCAAGCUUACACCGGCGCAAUGCGAAUACCGCGGUGGCUACUGGAGAUAUUGGUACCACGCAGAUCACGUAUAUGCUCUCGGGACGGUCUACUUCUUCGUAGCUGUCGUUGGCGUUUGCUUUAUCGGAUUUUAUGGCCAGCGACUUGCUCCCGCGUCUCUUAGGGAAAAGACGUGGUGGCGGAAGCUAUUAGCGAGCUUUCGAUUUCUAUCGUAUCGCCGCUAUGACGCUUCUGCGAUACGAUGGCGUACUCCGGCUUUAGGGAUCGUCUUCCUUCUGGUUUCCGGCGCCGUUUUCUUCUUGUCGAUGACGCUGGGUCCAAAACCGUAUUACUGGCCGAACACGCGAACGCUUAAUUAUGGCAGUUCGCCUCCUAUCGCGACUAGGACCGGUUGGAUGGCUCUGGCCUGCUUACCUUUUAUGAUGAUCCUUCCGACUAAAUCCAACCUGAUCGCUUCCUUGACCGGGGUUUCUCACGAGCGUCUUAUCGUAUUUCACAACUGGGUCGGAUGGGUUAUGUUCGCCCUGGCUCUCGUACAUACCUUCCCGUUCGUCGUCUUUCAUAUCUGGAAAGGGGACAUGGUCACCGCGUGGAAUACUAGCGUCGUAUACUGGACAGGAGUCGUCGCUUUGAUCGCGCAAGCCUAUCUGCAGGUCUUUUCGCUCCGACUUAUUAGGGACCGAUUCUACGAAUUCUUCAAGUUAACCCAUUAUCUAGCAGCGGCAGUAUUCGUAGUAUUCUUCUUUAUUCACUGCGACUUCAGGCUGAGUUCCUGGGAUUACUUCAUCGCGACCGGAGUCCUCUACGCGCUCUCUUUCCUUUACCCCCAAAUCCGGACGUAUUUCGAAUUCGGCGUAUCCAAUCGUGCUAGCUUCGUUAUGGUUUCGGAUCUGGCUUUAAAAGUGACGAUUCCUAUCGAUACGACGUGGCGACCGGGUCAGCACAUGUUCCUUCGUUUCGUUCAUAUGGGAAUGCACGCCUUCACAGCUCACCCCUUUACCAUAUGCAGUUUACCCGCCGCGAGAGAGAGUACCGGGCAGUCGAAGCUCAUAUUUUACGUACAACCUAGAGGCGGGCUCACGGGCCGUCUGGCCAAGGCUGCCGCGUUGCGACCAGGUUUCAGCGUUCCGGUUUUGUUAGAUGGGCCGUACGGAGGGGUUCAAGGAAGACCUCUAUCCACCUAUGAUUAUAAUCUCGUCAUUGCCUGCGGCGCCGGUACCGGCCUCUCGCUGCCGUUCGUGCUGGAAAGCCUUCUUCGUUCGGCUUGGAAUCGACGCGCCGGCAAUAAGAAGCCUUGCACAAAGAUGCAAGUCGUCAUGGCCACGAGGGAUACGCAGCUGCCACGGUGGUACGAGGAGGCGAUAGUACAACAUCUAGGGGAGAGCGGGAUCGACAUGGUACCCGAAAACCUCGAUAUCUCUAUAUAUCAAACUGGGAGGCUCGAGUCUAAGAGCAACAGUACAGUGAAAGACCCCGAGUCGUCUGACGAGAAACUGGACGGAAGCCCCUCAGUAGCAAGUCGCCUGCCUAUUAAUGUAUUUUCUGGGCGCCCGGAUAUUACGACUAUAAUACGGGACGCUGCUAGUCAGUCGGGGCUUUCUGUUGGUAUCGCUGCUUGUGGUCCUCGGGAAGUCUUGAAAAUCGUGCAAGACGAGGCAGCAGCCGCCCAGCUGCGAAUCAUGAGCUCGAAGUCCGGCGCACGCGAAGUCUACUUGCAUUCUGAAAUAUUCUCGUAA